UGCACUGCAUACGCGCCGUGGCGGAGAGUGAAGAUGGCGGAGAAUAAUGUCGAUCCAGAGCACGAAUGGAGCGACCGGGCCCUGGACACGGCCGAGGACACCCUGGUUGCAAUCGAAACCCUGUUGGCCACGCUAAGAGCCUUUGAAGACGUACUCAGGCAGCAAGAAAUAUCCAUAGCAUCCUCGACCGAGUACUGCGACAACUUCUGUCAGGCGUUAAUGCACUAUGCUGGGAGCAGGAACUCCAUGGAUCAUGGUCUACCUCUUCUGGAGGUUUACUGCCUGUCCAUAAACUGCUUUGCUGCGGCCCGGUCCCACCUCACCGCAGAGUCUGAUAGAGUGGCACUUGUUUUGAAGAGACUAGCUUUGAGCUGCUUUGAGUUGCUGCUGUCUGUGCCUGAAAAUGAAAUCCCAUAUGAAGCCUGGGUUCAGUUCCACCACUCUGUUCAGAUUGCCCAUGAUAAUUUGUUAGAGUAUGGAAGCACAGACCUCCAAGCUCUUCUCCAGAUCACAGGAGAGGGAGGGGCAUGGAGUAAUCCUGUCCUCACGUCUCUCCUCACUGGCCAACCCACCAACUCAGAAGAAGUUGAUGCAUACAUCAGCUUGGAGGGCGAGGGCUUCAUGGAGAUGCGGGUGAAGCACCUGGAGAAGAUGGGCGAGGUGGCCAAGGCAGUGGUUCUGGCCAAAGCUUGCACUGAAUGCAGCUUUAUUUCAAACCAAGCUACUUUUCGUCAAACAUACGUCUCUCUGCUUUGUCAUCUGCUGCCCAAUGAAGAAGCCAUCAUAGAGAUAUCCAGACUUGACUGUAAGGAUGUACUGGAGAUCACAUGUAAUUUGGAGACAGAGGGCGAGGAGAAUACAGCCUUUAUCUUGUGUACAACUUUCCUCACACAGCAGCUACAGCAGCAGAGCCUUUACUGCUCCUGGGAGUUGACUCUGGUGUGGAGCAAACUUCAGAGGAGGAUUGACCCCUCUCUGUUGUCAUUUCUUGAACGAUGCCUUCAGCUGGGUGCCAUCGCUAAAACAGUCUACCAUUUGCUUUAUCUAGUCCGAGUCAUUCAGACAGAGGCAGAGGAAUUGGGUGUAGCUCCAUCAGUGGAACUCUGUGUGAAAGCUCUACAACUUCCAAAGCAGGAUGACUCGGACACAAGAAUUUCUGUCUGCAAGACAGUAUCCUGCCUUCUGUCAGAUGACCUGGAAGUCUUGCGUGCCUGCCUACUCACAGAGUUCCUCCUUGGACCCAGUCAGGAGGUCUUCAGCUGCCUUGAGGAGCUGUAUUUGCGCCCAGACCACAAGUAUGACGAGGAAAGCGAGGUUAUUCCUAACUCACUACGUUGUGAGUUGCUGUUAGUGCUGAAAUCCUACUGGCCUUUUGACCCUGAAUUCUGGGAUUGGAAAACUCUGAAGCAUCACUGUAUCUCCCUUCUAGGGUUGAAACCAGAGUCUGAAGGAGAAGAUGAGGAGAUAGUAGAUGCACAGGAGAAGGCUAAACAUGAGCCAUUAGAAAACACAGUGAAACUAGACCAUGAGCCCCAAAAGAGGUUUAAUGGAAGUCGUGAGAGUAAUGAGCAGGAGGACAAAAAGGGCUCUAGUAAUGUAGCAGAAGUUCAAGCAGAAUCUGAGACAAAGAGGCUUAAAUUCAGCUGUCAGAUCUGUAAGAGGUCUGUCAGUGACUCUCAACUUGUUCACCAUUCCAAAAGACAUGCAGAGGACAGCAUCCAUCCAUGCCCUGUCUGCUUGGAGAGAUUUAAGAGCAGAAAGGAUCUUGUCUCCCACUUGAAACAGCACAUUCAGAAGGAAGGACAGUCAGACAAAAAAAAUGUAAAAGCAGAGGAUUUGCAGAAACAGAUUGAUGAGGAUGAUGAUAUUGAACCAGGAGAGAUCACCAUUGACCCUUCUUUAAUGCUGUAUUACAAAUCCACACAUGACCCGGAUGUACUCCAUCACAUUGUUCAACAAGCCAAAACUGGCAAAAUGAAGCGUGCUGAUGAUGAUGAGCAUGUAACAUUUGAUUACAUUGACCGUCACUUCAAUCUGCAAAACAGGGAUGACUAUCCAUGCCCUGGAACUGGUUGCACCAGGACUUUUAAACACUCUAAGUACUUAUAUGUCCACUUGAAGUCAGAGCACAAAGGUGAUGACAAUGUAAAAUACUUUCAUCAAAUGAGGGACAAGCGGGAGAAGUGUAUUUUUUGUAGACGCCAUUUCGUCUCAGCCUACCACCAUCGCAAACACCGUAGAGUUCACUAUGGUGAUUAUCCUUACAUGUGUGUGGUUAUAGGAUGUGGUGCUCAGUUUGCUACUUCCAAUGAACUUGUAACACACAAACAGACACAUGGUUAUCAGCUCAACUACCAGUGUGAACUCGAUGGCUGUUAUGUCACUUACUCUGACUUGGGACAGAUUUAUCACCAUGAAGCACAACACUUCAGAGAUGCAGCUUUUACCUGCUCUGGACCUGAAUGUAAAAAAUACUAUUUCUCCAAAAAAGAAUUCAUAGAGCAUUUAUCAACACACAACAUAACCUUCACUGAAGAAGACUUUGAAGCUCAGAGGAAGGCCAAACGGAAACUUCUGAAGACUGUUAGAGAAGUGCCAGCAGUUCAAAAUAAGUCUGGUGACUCAGAGCAGAUUCUGAAUGGUGAAGUCAUUAAUUCUUCAUCUGUGAGUUCCAUAUCACAUACGCCAGUAUCUGAAUACAAGGAAGCCAAAAGUACCUUGGUGGCUGUGUGUUUUGAUGGAAGUAAGUUCACUUGUGGGUUUGAAAAGUGUGGUAUGACGUUUACCAGAGCCAGAGAUGUCCAGAGGCAUCUGAAAUGUGCCCACCCAGAACACCUUAAACUGGAAAACAAAGAACACAAACAUGACAAGGAACACAAACACGACAAGGAGCGAGGAUCAAAGUCAAAAGGGAUAAAGACUGAAAGUGAGGGAGGCACCGAGGAUAAGGGAAAAAACGAAACGGCUCCUCUUUCGUCUGUGGAGGCUGGAAAAGAAAGAAAAGCAUCUAGUCAUCCCAAAAACAGUGAGACAACCUCGUCAACUGCUGCAAAAAAUGAUGGUUUGAAAGAAAUUCUUAUAGGGCUCAGUAAGCUGAACCUCAGUUCUUCUGAGUCAAGUGAGCCCCCUGACCCCAUCCCAGAAUCUAAUGCAUCUCAAAUAGCUCUCCACCAAGCAAUCAUGGAAAAGCCGCCUGUUGUAUUACUUCAGAAGAGAGUUCCACAUCAACAUGAAGAAAAGGUGAACCUCGGACUCGAACAAACAUCGUCGACUGAUGACGAAGGGCAUUGUCUGGAAUCACUCGCCACUGCCAAGCCUUAUAUCUGUGAGAUGAAGGGCUGCGGAUUCAGGACUGCACAGAGUUUCAGCUUACUGCGCCACUACAACACCAAACAUGGCCGUACAGUCGAACAGGCUAGAAAACUGACUUCUUUGAAAACCACAUCGUUUAAGCCUUACGUGUGCCAGCUCUGCUCCAAGAGUCACAGACAGAAAAAUGUGUUGAGGGCUCACUAUAUUCAAAUACAUAACCUAAGUGAGGCAUUAGUGGACAAAAUAAGCUGUGCAUCCGUACGGCAUGAGGGAAACAAAGCCACAGACGCUGCAAAGGAUACUUCUCAGCACUUGACAAACCAUUCUCUCAAACCGAAGAAGAAAGAAACCCCCAAGACUCCACCACCUGCGAGAGAAAAUGGACAAAACUCUGACAAUCAUUCUCUGUCUGAAGAGGAAGGAGAGGACGAAGCAGUGGCAACAACAGAAGAAAAAAAGGAGGAAAAGGGAGAAACUGAGGAUGGGACCACACAGCAGGUUAGAACCACAAGACGCCUGGUAGCCAAAAGUAAUCUCUGCUAUAUUCUGGAUAAAUUCAGUAAACCUUUUCAUUGUGUAGCAAAAAACUGUGAUGCCGCUUUUUCCACCCAGGGAGGCCUUGUGCGCCACCUACAGUUGGUACAUCAUUACAACCGCUCGCAGCUUUUGUUGGAACAAGACUUUGAUGUGCUUCACGGUCCAGAAGUCAGAAAAGAACCUGCCAAGAAAAGACAUCCCCCAAACUCAGAUGAACCUCAGCCCCAGUUCAAAUGUCACUUCGCCAACUGUCCCGCUGUCUACCACCUUAAAAGCAGCUUAGUGCGCCACACCCGCGAUAUCCACUCGCAGCCACCAGAAUUAAUAAGGUGCAAGUUUGAGGGUUGUGCAAAAGUUUUCAGUCAUGACGAUGCACUUAAAAAACAUGUACUGUAUAGCCACUGUGAGUACUAUGAUUCACUAGUGGUACGUCUACAGAGCACUCAUAAGAAGUCAAUUACUGGAUGCCAAAAGAAGCUUAUAGUUACUCCACAGAGUCCACUGAAAGAAGAACCUGGAUCACCAAAUACACAGAGUAUGAGGUCAAGUCCCAAGCCUGAGGUGAUGGCCCAGUCACUGGAAAUAAGCAAGAAGGAGCCUGAGGAUACCAAAUUGGCAGAAGAAAAAAAAAACAAAAAAUGUCCCUAUGAACUUUUUGUGUUCAGGUCACAUGAAGAGGCAUUACAAAUGUGCCAAGAUCGCUGUUUGCGCGUGGCCUAUCCAUGUAUGGUCCAGGACUGUGAUUCAGUGGUCACAUACCUCAAGAGCUUGCACCGUCACUACUUAAAUGUUCAUCGCAUGCGUCGGGAAGAUCUUUGUGAGAAUGAAGAUAAGCUUGUUUUUAAUGCUGAGCAGCUGGAGGAGCUUAUUCAGAGGAAGUCGGCUAGGCCCACUGGUGCAUGUAGUCCUAAUGGAGUUCUCAAAAUGGAGUAUCAGGCAGAGCUGGAAAACACAGGGGGGCAGCCUACACCCAUGAGCCUUCAUACUAUCAAGUCAGAAACACCAGAUGAGGAUAACCAUAACCCACUGGGAUUCCCAGAGGAGGAAGAGCAGGAGCAGCCACCUGUUGAGAGAACUGGAGUUCUUGUGGGAGCAGAUGAGGUGUUGUAUGGUGAACCGAGCACCGGAAGACCCGCUGAAGAUUCAGCUGUUGUAAUACAGGAGGAGAGGUUAAGCUUGGAAAAAAUCAAACCUCUUCUGCGUCCUCUUACUGUUGAUCUUUCACCCCCAUGCUCACUGCGCUUAACUGCCGAGGAGGGUUUUCAGGACAACAAAGAUGGCGUUAAAAUGUUGAACGGGUCGGCCCCUUUGCCCACUCCUCCUGUCCGCCAGCCCCUGAAGCGAAAAAACGAACUGCCCGAACAGCCGUCAAACUUGAUGGACACUCAGCCUCACAGCCCCUCUCCGCGCUCUUUUGACAUUGCUGCUUACAAGCCCAUAGGCUUCGAGUCCUCCUUUCUGAAGUUCAUACAAGACAGCUCCCCAAAAGAAAACAACGGACCCUGCGCAAAACGGCGGGAUUCUUUCAGACGCAGUUGUUCUGUCAAGGAGAACAACCAGUUGGGAAUCUCACACACUCGCAGCCGACGCACUCAUUCCCCACUGCUGAAGCCCCAUGCGAUGACGGGGGACUUCACAUCAAUACAAAACUUGAAGUCCAUCCUGGACGAAGCUCUGGCUGGGUGUGGGGACCUGGCCAUUAAGCAGCUGCAGUACCUCAGACCUGUUGUGGUCCUGGGCAGACCCGUGUGCACCACCACCACCCUGCCAGACCUAUUCCCAACAGACACCAACAACAGCAAACUGCUUCUCGGAAGUUAGUUUAUCCAAGCACCUUCUUACAUGGCUUUGGCAAAUGACUUUGUAUUUUCACAAGCUGUGUACCAGUAUUUUUCUUUUUCCAAAAAUGAUAGUAUUGUUUUGCAGUUUGUUUUUUUUAUUUUGCCAAACUGAUGAAUUAUAUUAGCAUAGAAUACAAGCAAGCUUAAAAAGCGCACACUCAAGUUAAUUGUUUCUUAGACAUCUAUCUACAUUAAGAUAACACUUAAGUCAUGAUCACUAGUGUAUAUACUGUAGUUUCUGCGGUAAAUGUACAGAUUUUCAGAUUGUUAGAAAUGGUCAGUAGCGUAUUGCAAAGCCUUUCACUUAAGUGAAAAUGUGACUGAAAACAUUUCCUUCCUCCAAAGUUCUUUAGGAAUAUGUUUGGUUAUUUUUCACCUCAGUUUAUAUUCUGUCAGUGUUGGGGUGCAGUGGACAGAUGUUGGCAGAUAUGUAUGUAACACUUUCUAAUAAAAUAAAUGUGGUAACAAAUAUAAAGGCCUUUACAUUCUGAA
This is a messenger RNA of Sphaeramia orbicularis (orbiculate cardinalfish), 6182 nucleotides long. RefSeq names its product RLF zinc finger (gene rlf). Gene Ontology annotation, cellular component: nucleus. Gene Ontology annotation, molecular function: DNA binding; DNA-binding transcription factor activity, RNA polymerase II-specific. The record is from RefSeq and is a predicted model, not a curated record. The transcript is spliced from 8 exons. Gene Ontology annotation, biological process: regulation of transcription by RNA polymerase II. The coding region runs from base 34 to 5670 and encodes 1878 amino acids. Lineage: Eukaryota; Metazoa; Chordata; Actinopteri; Kurtiformes; Apogonidae.